AUGCAGGAUGUCGAACCGCAAGGUGAACAAGCUCAGGAUCAUCCCGAGUGGGAGGCUGAUUCGUCGCCCUAUGAGUCUUCUUCUGACUCAAGCAGCUCCGAUGAUUCGGACGAUUCAGACGACGACUCUGAUGAUGGGAAGACCUUGUUGAACCCUGAGGAAAUGGCGCGUAUUCUUAUGGAGGCGGCGUCAGAUGAUGAGGGCGAAGGCAAGGCAAAGGGUUCGGCAUCUGGCGCACAACUACGCACCAAGAAUGAAGUUGCCGAAUACGUCCCUCCUAAACCUGACGUGGAGAUAACAUCUGAUAUGGAGAUCAAGCCUCUGGGAGAAAUCGAGAUCAUCGUUGAGAACGCUGUUCUCAUCAAGGCCUACACAUCUGGCGAAUAUGUAGUUCUCGAUUCUGGUACAGUUCUUUGUACUGAGGAUAGAACUGUCAUUGCUGCUGUUGCAGAUACCAUUGGCAAUGUGCACGAACCUCGAUACAUUGCGCGUUUCACCGACGAGGAGGAAAUCAAGACGUUCAACCUCACACUAGGAACAAAGAUCUUUUAUUCGCCCGAGCACGCCGACCGUGUAUUUACCCAGCCGCUGAAGGCAAUGAAGGGCACCGAUGCUAGUAACCUCAAUGACGAGGAGCUCGGCGAGGAU
Messenger RNA from Truncatella angustata, 648 nucleotides. RefSeq names its product Gar1/Naf1 RNA binding region-domain-containing protein. The annotation marks the transcript as partial. Gene Ontology annotation, biological process: ribosome biogenesis; box H/ACA snoRNP assembly; pseudouridine synthesis. Lineage: Eukaryota; Fungi; Ascomycota; Sordariomycetes; Amphisphaeriales; Sporocadaceae. Gene Ontology annotation, cellular component: sno(s)RNA-containing ribonucleoprotein complex. The transcript has a single exon. Gene Ontology annotation, molecular function: RNA binding. The record is from RefSeq and is a predicted model, not a curated record.